UUAAUGAUAAACAAUUACUUUUUAUUUCCGUGACAUGAUACUAAAACAUCCUUUCAGAAAUUUAUUACAUUGAAACAGUUUAAAGAUACAAACAAAGUGGACUUGUUUAAGGUGAUAUUUGGUAUAUUUUAUUAAAAACACCGAAAACAGCUCCGGCCUAUUGUUGGUUACAGUGCUUAUGGUGUGACAGGAAGGUUAUUUAUUUGUAGAGUUUAGAUGUGCACUGUAGAGAAAAAGAAAACGUAAUGAAGGUAGACUUUCGUUCAAUCUUCCGUCUUAAUUAUGCCGUACAGUGACGUUAGUGAAAUACGAUACAUACUUUAUGUAAUGUAAUGUAAUAGAGGACUAAUAUCAGCGAGUGUGAAUACUUAGAACGAUCACAGUCAAACAAUGAUGGAAACUUUGUAGUGGAGUAAUACAACGUUUCCAGCCUACAAAUAAAAAGAACAAACAAGUCCAUAUGGUUUUGAGCACUAUGAGUAAUUUAGGAAAUACUACCACUGCGACGACAUCAGCAACUACGCCGACAGAAGAGAUCCCUACGGCAUAUAGAGUUAUAGAAGGAAUUGUUCUAAGUUUAGUGAUCUGUGUGAGCGUCAUUGGAAACAUGUCCCUCUGGAUUGUGGUCCUACGAUCCCGGGCGCUAAGGACAUUGACCAGCAUGUUUAUUCUUGGUUUAUCCACUGCAGAUUUACUGGUUGCGACAGUGAACAUGCCCUUGACCGUGUACACCAUAGUGAUGGGAGAAUGGAACCUUGGAUACAACGCAUGCGUACUAGCAGGGUUUGUCAACAUGCUGACCUUAGUUACAAGCGUCAUGUCGCUAUGCAACAUUUCUCUUAAUAGAUAUGUCAUGGUCUGCCACCCAUCGAAGUUCAAGGACAUCUAUACAGUUCGAAAUGCUGUGCUCAUGAUAAUAGGUGUGGUCACCGUGUCUACAUUUCUGUCAAUACCGCCACUUAUUGGUUGGUCAGAGUAUGUGUAUACGCCAACUCAUUCGUUCUGCUUCGCUGAUUGGGUGAACCACAUGUCAUAUGCCUUCUUUAUGAUUGGUUGCUGCUUUGGGAUACCGUUCAGUGUUAUGACCGUGUGUAAUAUACGUAUAGUCCGUUCAGUUCGGUUUAGUCGACUCAGAGUAAAGACCAAUUCGCGAAAUUUAAACUCGUCGGAGAUUAAUGAUUCCUAUUUUCGAAGAACUCGACACACCACACUCAGGAGCGAUGGUUGUACUUUUUACGAAGACAAAAAUGUAGCUAGUUUCGAUAAUUCUUCAUUCAAACUAUGUGGGAACCAGAGUUUGAACUCAAAAGGUAAAAUUUAUGAAAGCAUCGAAAAAGAUAUAUCAAUCAUUGAAAUUGAUGAAGAAAUUCAAAUUCUCGACAGAGAAACUAACAAACAAACCGAUGAAAUUGAAAAAUGUGAUAACUAUAUAAAUGACUCAAAUCAAAGCAUGACUAAGGAAUCAAACGAAAUAAUGACGGAUGGUGAAGAGAUGGUUGUAGUGGAAAAAAUAUUUGAUGCAAUGAUAGAAUCAGACGACAAACUUAUAGAAACCAUACCAGACAAAACUUCUACGGAGUCAAUGUUUCAGUCAAAACCACUAGUGAACAAGAUAAAUGUUGAAAUGAACAAAAGUAAAACUUCUAAUACUCAAAGUCUAAACGAUCAAAAUACAAGUCCGUCGGUAAAAGACAGUUCUUUGGCACAUCCACCUUGGAAAUCAACAGUGGAACAGUUUAUUCAACAUCCUAGUCCUCGGCCAAUAUCACCUGAACCUUCAUCCGAUACGUCCAUAAAAAUACGACCCUCUAGUUCAGUAUCUGUCAAUCCGUCAAGACCCUUUUCCAUGCGCCAAACACCACCGUUUCGUAGAAGGGAGGAAUUGCGGCUAGCAUUAUCACUUACUGUUGUUGUAGUUGUGUUUGUUAUAUGCUGGUUGCCUUAUUGUAUAUCAAUGAUAUUGUCCAUAUUUGCAAGUGGUAAAGUUCCAAGAGAGUUUCAUAUGUUCACCUUGUUGAUAGGUUAUGCAAAUAGCGGAUGUAAUCCCAUUAUUUACGGCGUUAUGAACAAGCGAUUUAAGGUCGGCUUUGAACGUCUGUUUUGUUUCUGGCGUAAAUCAAUCGACUCUUCAAUAAGUAGUGCAUAGAGUCGACCCAAUAAGUUUACAAUAUAUUUAGUUAACAACCGUUUUUGAAGUAUUGCGUGAAAAUGCAACAAGCAUGAAAUAAAGA
This is a messenger RNA of Mya arenaria, 2231 nucleotides long. Its product is annotated as D(2)-like dopamine receptor. Gene Ontology annotation, cellular component: membrane. Gene Ontology annotation, biological process: G protein-coupled receptor signaling pathway. NCBI's taxonomy places the organism in Eukaryota, Metazoa, Mollusca, Bivalvia, Myida, Myidae. The record is from RefSeq and is a predicted model, not a curated record. The transcript is spliced from 3 exons. Gene Ontology annotation, molecular function: G protein-coupled receptor activity. Bases 461 to 2146 code for a protein of 561 amino acids.